This is a messenger RNA of Schistosoma margrebowiei, 867 nucleotides long. The record is from the annotation of a GenBank genome assembly. NCBI's taxonomy places the organism in Eukaryota, Metazoa, Platyhelminthes, Trematoda, Strigeidida, Schistosomatidae.
AUGAACUUUUUAGUUGGUGGUGGCACGGGAUUAAUAGGUCGAUCACUUGUUUCAUCACUUCGAUCAACUGGACAUAAUGUACAAGUUAUCACACGCAGACCAAAGGAAAGAAAUGAUUUGAGCUGGGAUUCUAUCAAGAAGAAUGGUUUACCAAAAGAUGUAGAUGUUAUUGUAAACCUGAGUGGUCGAAACGUUGGUGAAGUUAACCCACUAUUUCUUAUCAAACAGAAUUAUGAUAAAUAUAUUGACGAAGCAUUUAUUAAUGCGUCAGAGAUUGGUUUCUACCCUCCUGAUCCGCAAAUCACAUAUGAUGAAUCUGCUCCAUUCAGAGACUGUGGCUUCAUCACAAAUCUUGUUAAGCGAUGGGAAGAUGCAGCUCAAAUACCCUCUAGACCUGAUAUUCGUCAAAUUCAACUGCGAAUAGGUGUAGUUCUUAGCCAAGACUCGAGUUUCAUUCGUACUUUUCACCGCAUUUAUCUUCUGGGGUUUUGUAAUCCGAUUGGUACUGGUCGUCAAUGGAUAUCUUGGAUUCAUUUAGAUGAUAUGGUUAGAAUAAUUGAAUACGUUGCUGACCCUAAACGAGUUUUUUCGAGCGGACCUGUCAAUUGUACAUCACCUAAAUCUGUUCAACAGGUUACUUUUGCUAAAGCCAUGUCUGAGUCACUUGGUGCUCCGAGUAAUAUCCUUUCUAAUGUUCCAGUCCCAUCGUUUCUUUUCACUUAUCUCCUUGGUCGUGAUCGUGCUUCAUUAGCUGUAGAUGGUCAGCAUGUGAUUCCUAAGAAGCUCCUCAAUGCAGGGUUCGAGUUCACUUACCCUGAUUUAGCAGAUGCUUUGGAAAAUAUUUUCGGUCGUCGACCCCGUUCAUAA